UCCCGAUCCUUGCGCACCAGAUCGAGUCGAACCCCUGGAUCCGAUCAAGGCCGGGAGGGGCUGACGAACUCCCCCUCAAAUCUCAAUUGCACGUGCUCAUAGUUGCGUUGCGUUGCGUACGCAGGAACUAUGCUAUGCUUGUUCAUCCCGGCCUCAGCAGGCCUGAAGCGUGGCGCUGGGAAGGCAAUGGCAGGUUUGACGGGGGCCGCUGCAAGGGCGCGAAGCCCGGCACUGAGCGGCUCUUGGGGGUUAGUUCCAGGGAGCUGGAGACGAGGGCACCAGAGGUUGCGGCCUGACCGACUGUCUUCGGGGUUUCUGCGCGCCGGAAGCGGGCUUGCAUCAGCAGUAGCUGGCGGCGUUGGGGCACAUGCACAGGCGAGAUGGUUCGCCGCGUCGAUCAGGCGGGGGCGUGGUGAUGCGAGGGAAGCGGAAGACGGGAAGAAUCAGAAGCCCGAUACGGGAGUGGAAAGCAGCUCAGCCUCACCCAAACGGAACCGGUCGUCCGCCCUCCGCAAGAUGCUGCCCGCCGUGUCGACGACGACGCUGCGCGAGAACAUCUACACCCUCCCUAACCUAUUGACCGCCUCCCGCCUCGUCGCGGCACCCUUCAUUGGGUACUGCAUCCUCCACGACUACCAUGCGAUGGCGCUGGGCCUGUUCGCCUACGCCGGCAUCACCGACCUGCUGGACGGCUGGAUCGCCCGCCGCUGGAAUCUCAAGACCGUCGUGGGCACCGUCAUCGACCCCAUGGCCGACAAGACGCUCAUGACCGUCCUGACCGUGGCCCUGGCCAUGAAGGGGGCGCUUCCAGUCUGGCUCGCCGUCAUCAUCCUCGGUCGCGACAUCGCCCUGGCCAUCUCGGCCAUCUACUACCGCUGGAUCUCCCUGCCGCCGCCGAAGACCUUCGCGCGAUACUGGGACUUCUCGCUGCCUUCGGCCGAGGUGCGCCCGACGCUGAUCAGCAAGUACAAUACGGCGCUGCAGCUGGGGCUGAUGGGCCUGACGACCGUGGCGCCCGUGAUCCCGGCGGUCGAUCUCAGCACGACGCUGGGGAUUCUGCAGUACGUGGUGGCAACGACAACCAUCUGGAGCGGCGCUAGCUACGUCUACAGCAAGGACGCCGUCAAGAUCCUAACGCACCAGUCGCAGCCUGACGAGGAAAAGGCGGCCGCCGGCAGGAAGGACAAGGAGCAGAGGUGAGAUCUCGGCCUGCUUUUUCCGUGGGACUAGGUCUUCCACGUAGUCACACAACAACCUCGGGCGGGGAGCGUGAGCAAAUACCGGCAGAGCACGUCCGGCUUUGGCCAAUUGAGCAGAACAGGCCUUGAUUCGGCCGGUCUGUCGAUUUGUGUCACGGCGCCGCGGCAGGGCUGAUGGCCGUCGAGAUGUGCUUCGAGAAGCUAGGUCUAUGGGACUGACGUUGCUUGUUGUGCGCACGC
This is a messenger RNA of Thermothielavioides terrestris NRRL 8126, 1439 nucleotides long. RefSeq lists its product as uncharacterized. Gene Ontology annotation, biological process: cardiolipin biosynthetic process. Gene Ontology annotation, molecular function: CDP-diacylglycerol-glycerol-3-phosphate 3-phosphatidyltransferase activity; cardiolipin synthase activity. The record is from RefSeq and is a predicted model, not a curated record. The coding region runs from base 517 to 1200 and encodes 227 amino acids. Lineage: Eukaryota; Fungi; Ascomycota; Sordariomycetes; Sordariales; Chaetomiaceae. Gene Ontology annotation, cellular component: membrane; mitochondrion. The transcript is spliced from 4 exons.